Messenger RNA from Lolium perenne, 1066 nucleotides. Its product is annotated as noroxomaritidine/norcraugsodine reductase-like. Gene Ontology annotation, molecular function: oxidoreductase activity. Lineage: Eukaryota; Viridiplantae; Streptophyta; Magnoliopsida; Poales; Poaceae. The record is from RefSeq and is a predicted model, not a curated record.
CACGUGGAGAAGAUCGAGUAGGCCGGCAAGGAGAGAACUAUGGCCAAUGCUGCGGCCGCCUCACGCCGGAGCAUGGGGGAGAGGUGGGGCCUCGCCGGCACCACGGCGCUCGUCACCGGCGGCAGCAAAGGGAUCGGGCAUGCGAUUGUGGAGGAGCUGGCCGGGCUCGGCGCGAGGGUGCACACGUGCUCCCGGAACGCGGCGGAGCUGGAGGAGUGCCGUCGGCGGUGGGAGGACCUGAACCUCUGCGUCACCGUCUCCGUCUGCGACGUCUCCGUGCGCGCCGAGAGGGAGAAGCUCAUGGACACGGUGAAGCGAGCCUUCGGCGGCAAGCUGGACGUCCUGGUGAACAACGCGGCGCAGUCGAUGGUGAAGCCGGCAACGGAGUGCACCGGCGAGGACUACGCGCGGGUGAUGGCCACCAACCUCGAAUCGUGCUUCCACCUCGCCCAGCUCGCGCAUCCGCUGCUGCUCUCUGGCCGCGGCAGAGGUGGCGGCUGCGGCGGAGGAAGCGUCGUCCACAUCUCCUCCAUCGCCGGGUUCGUGGGCUUCCCGGGCCUCACCGUCUACUCCAUGACGAAAGGGGCCAUGAACCAGCUCACCCGCAGCCUCGCCGCCGAGUGGGCCGGCGACGGCAUACGGGUCAACUGUGUCGCGCCCGGCGGCAUCAACACCGACAUCGCCAAAAACGUGCAGGAGACGAUGGACCCGGAGAUGGUGAGCAGCCAGGCGGCGAGGGUGCCGAUGGGGCGGCUGGGCGAGACGGCGGAGGUGGCUUCGGUGGUAGCAUUUCUCUGCAUGCCGGGGGCCUCCUAUAUCACCGGCCAAGUCCUCUGCGUCGACGGUGGAUGCACCAUUGCUUGAUUCUUGCUACGCCACCAUAUAGCUUGAUUCUUGCUACGUCUGUGCACCUAUCGAGUCCGUUUAAUCUACGACACCCUGCGGGCUAGCUAAGCCAUUUGCAUACGUGGUGAUAUAUGCCUCAUUUCUUCCUCCGUAUCAGUUGAUGUGUACGUGACUACGUACGUAUUAAGGUUAUCCGUGAAUAAUAUGUCUUCUAAGGAUC